Paracoccidioides brasiliensis Pb18 is the source of this 825-nucleotide messenger RNA. RefSeq names its product dodecenoyl-CoA isomerase. The transcript has 2 exons. Gene Ontology annotation, cellular component: peroxisomal matrix. The record is from RefSeq and is a predicted model, not a curated record. Bases 1 to 825 code for a protein of 274 amino acids. Gene Ontology annotation, biological process: fatty acid beta-oxidation.
AUGUGCACUGCAGCCAAAGAAGUCACGGUGACCUACCAAGGCCGUAUAGCCAUCAUCACCCUCGAUAGACCCAAAAAGCUCAAUGCCCUCGGCGUUGACCACUACUGGGAACUGGGCCAGAAGAUGCGCGAAGUUGCUCAGCGGGAUGACAUCUUCAUCACUGUCCUAACAGGAACAGGCCGCUUCUUCUCCGCCGGCGCCGAUGUCCAGACCGUCCGCCCCUCCGGCGACAGCAACGAUGCCCGCCGCCAAUUCCUCCGCAACUUCGUCGCAAACAACCUAGACAUCACAUUCACCUUCGCCAACCACCCCAAAAUCCUCGUCGUAGCCCUCAACGGCCCCGCCGUCGGCCUCUCCGCAGCCCUAACCGCCUUUGGAGACUUCAUCUACGCCGCUCCGCACACCUUCCUGCUGACCCCGUUUUCCUCCCUUGGCCUCGUGGCGGAAGGUGGAGCCAGCCGUGCCUUUGUCGAGCGCUUGGGAAUCUCCAAGGCCAACGAGGCGCUGAUUAUGAGCAAGCGGAUUCCCAUUGAGGAUCUGGUUUCGACGGGGUAUGUUAAUAAGGUUUUCACGGCGCCGGGGGGCAAGGAGGAUGCGGCUGGGUUUUUGAAGUUGGUGUUGGAGGAGGUUGAGGAGAGGAUGGGGACGCAUUUGAAUCAAGAUAGUAUGAUUAAGAUUAAGGAGUUGAUUAGGCGGCCUGAGAGGGAGCUUUUGCAACGUCAGAAUGUGGCGGAGGUGUUUACGGGGAUAGAUCGGUUUUUGAGCGGGAUUCCACAGCAGGAGUUUAUGAAGAUUGCGAGCGGGCAGAAGAAGCAUAAGCUGUGA